Molecule: messenger RNA, 675 nt
Organism: Monoraphidium neglectum
Lineage: Eukaryota; Viridiplantae; Chlorophyta; Chlorophyceae; Sphaeropleales; Selenastraceae
Product: Helicase ARIP4
Exons: 7
Coding region: 1-675 (224 amino acids)
Cellular component (GO): nucleus
Molecular function (GO): ATP hydrolysis activity
Source: RefSeq, a predicted model, not a curated record
AUGGCGCUCGUGAGGCAGCUCGUGGAGAGGGCCUGCGUCGGCGGCGGCGAGCGGUUGGUGCUGUUUGCCAAGCGGAUCGACGUGCUCGACCUUCUGCAGGGCAUGCUGGAGACCGCCCAUUCGCGGCAGCGGCGGCGCCUCGUCGCGGCCCAGCGGCCUUGGGGCGGCUUGUGGGGUGGGGGCGGGCAAGCCGAGGCGUGGUUGCAGCAAGCACGCGCCCUUGCGGGCGCCGUUGACUCCUGCAUGGAGGACUUUGGGUGGCGGCUGGACCGGGCCGGGGCGGAGGGGGAGGUGCUGCGGCUGGAGGGCGCCACAAGCUCGGCGGAGCGCGCGCGGCUCAUCAAGGCUUUCAACCACCCCAACGGCCGCGCCAAGGCGCGUCUCUUUGCCAGCGUGUUCCUGCUGUCCACGCGUGCGGGGUCUGUGGGCAUCAACCUCGUCAGCGCGACGCGCCUCGUGCUCAUGGACGUCGACUGGAACCCGGUGCACAACGAGCAGGCCGUGAGCCGCAUCUGGCGCUACGGCCAGACUCGGCCCUGUUUCAUCUACAGGCUGCUGCACAAGGCCACCCUGGAGGAGCGCAUCUAUGACAGGACACUGGCCAAGGAGGAGCUCUUCGCAAGGGCGAAGCAAGCUUGGGUGACGCGCUGGAGGGCGCCCCGCAGGCGCGUUUGA